UACUUGUCGCCUGUCGGCAUUUUCUGUGUUUACACUGGUUCGAGAAAGACAAAAUCUUGUUCCUGUAUUUUUCUCGUUCAAUUUUGAAUAUUUUUAAAAUUCACACAAAAUGAAAGACUCCGAAAUUUUGGAAGCGAUGGAAUCUAAAAAUGCGAUAAAGUUUAAAGAACAAAUUUAUCGACUCAUUAUCAGCCAAUUAUUUUAUGAUGGUUUCCAAUCGCUGGCUGUCAGUCUAUCAUCAGCAGUUCAGGCACAUCCAACAUGCCCCCCAUCUGAUCGACUCAAUCAUAUUGUCUCGCUAGGACUUCAGCAUGAACACACAUUGAAGAAACCAUUAAAUAAAGUGGAGAUGCUUUUGGGUCCAGGACUGGAUUUGGAAUAUGAAACUGAUGUUCAAACCUCAGCUCCAGAACCAGCACUUUAUGAAACUGCAUAUGUAACAUCCCACAAAGCACAAUGUAGAUCUGGGGCCUUCAGCCCUGACGGUCAGUUAGUUGCCACUGGAAGUGUUGAUGCAUCCAUCAAGAUCCUUGAUGUUGAUCGAAUGUUGGCUAAAUCAUCCCCAGAUGGAGAAAUGGCAACUGAUCAGCAAGGCCAUCCUGUUAUCAGAACUUUAUAUGACCACGUAGAAGAAGUGACCUGUCUGGAAUUCCAUCCUCGUGACGCCAUUCUCGCAUCUGGAUCUCGCGAUUGCACUGUUAAAUUAUUUGACUUCAGUAAAGCAGCGGCAAAGAAAGCUUUCAAAACACUAUCAGAUUCAGAUCAAAUUCGUUGCAUGGCUUUCCAUCCUACCGGAGACUAUUUGGUUGUUGGUACAAAUCAGCCCGUUGUACGUCUGUAUGACACCAACACCGCUCAAUGCUAUGUCUGUUCAUUUCCGUCUCAGUAUCACACCAACGCUAUUACCUCACUCAAGUAUUCUUUUGAUGGCAAACUUUAUGUAUCCGGUUCUCGAGAUGGUUCCAUUAAACUCUGGGACGGAGUUUCUAACAAGUGUGUCGGUACCAUUAGCCAAGCCCACGAUGGUGCGGAAGUUGGAUCUGUUACAUUUUCUCGCAGUGGCAAAUAUGUUCUUUCAUCUGGCACGGAUUCAUCUGUUAAACUUUGGGAGCUCUCUUCACUACGCUGCAUUAUAGCCUACACUGGAGCUGGCACAAUGGGCAAACAAGAGCACCGUGCUCAAGCUCUAUUUAACCAUUCGGAAGAUUUUGUCAUGUUCCCCGACGAAGCAACAACAUCUUUGUGUUGUUGGGAUGCUCGGACAGCUCAACGCAAACAGUUGCUGUCGCUUGGUCACAAUGGUGCGGUCCGUUACAUUAUCCAUGCGCCUAGUACGGCGGCUUUUCUCACCUGCUCAGACGAUUACCGCGCCAGGUUUUGGUACCGUCGCAACCCACAUUAGAUUAAGCUGUCAAAUUGUACAUGAAUAAUUGAAUAAAUGAGAAAAGCUACACUUUCAUCUGAAUAAA
Daphnia pulicaria is the source of this 1469-nucleotide messenger RNA. RefSeq names its product cleavage stimulation factor subunit 1-like (gene CstF50). Lineage: Eukaryota; Metazoa; Arthropoda; Branchiopoda; Diplostraca; Daphniidae. Gene Ontology annotation, biological process: mRNA 3'-end processing. Gene Ontology annotation, molecular function: protein binding; RNA binding. Gene Ontology annotation, cellular component: mRNA cleavage stimulating factor complex. The record is from RefSeq and is a predicted model, not a curated record. The coding region runs from base 110 to 1402 and encodes 430 amino acids. The transcript is spliced from 9 exons.